Messenger RNA from Malaclemys terrapin pileata, 1119 nucleotides. RefSeq names its product myb/SANT-like DNA-binding domain-containing protein 2. The transcript has 2 exons. NCBI's taxonomy places the organism in Eukaryota, Metazoa, Chordata, Testudines, Emydidae. The record is from RefSeq and is a predicted model, not a curated record. The coding region runs from base 55 to 675 and encodes 206 amino acids.
GCCCAGCACAGGAGAGCACAGGUGACCACAGAGAGCUCAUCAGCACAGGUAACCAUGCAGGCCGAUAAUCAAAAAAGAGCACCAGCAUGGACCGUACGGGAGGUACUGGAUCUGAUCACUAUAUGGGGAGAGGAUUCAGUGCUAGCAGAACUUGGUUCGAAAAGACGAAAUGCCAAAACUUUUGAAAAAAUCUCCAAGGGCAUGAUGGAGAGAAGCCACAAUAGGGACUCAGAUCUGUGCCGCGUGAAAGUCAAGGAGCUCAGACAAGCCUAUCAAAAAACAAAGGAGGCAAACGGUCGCUCCGGGUCAGAGCCGCGGACAUGCCGCUUCUACGCCGAGCUGCAUGCAGUUCUAGGGGGGGCCGCCACCACUACCCCACCUCUGACCGUGGAUUCCGAGGCGGGGGUAAUCUCAUCAGCUACACCUGAGGAUUCUGCGGAUGGGGAAGAGGAGGAGGAGGAGGAGGAGGACGAGCUUGCGGAGAGCACCCAGCACUCCGUUCUCCCCAACAGCCAGGAUCUUUUUCUCAGCCUGACUGAAGUACCCUCCCAACCCUCCCAAGCCAGUAUCCAAGACCAUGACCCCAUGGAAGGCACCUCAGCUGCAAAUUUUUCAAGCCUCCCUCCUCCUUCCCGAAGGCUAUCUCAGAUAAGGCGGCGGAGAAAGAGGACGUGAGACGAGAUGUUCUCGGAAAUAAUGGAAAGCACCCGCAAUGAAAGUGCUCAUUUGAAUGAGUGGAAGGACACGGUAUCUAAAUACAGGAAAGAUGCCAGUGAAUGUGAGGUCAUGAGGGAUGCUGGAGAUGAGAGGUGACAGGCUGCAAUGCUGGGGCUGCUGCGUGAUCGAACAAACAUGCUCCAGCGUCUGGUGGAGCUUCAGGAACGGCAGCAGGAUAACAGACUGCCGCUGCAGCUGCUGUAUAAUCUCCCUCCCCCCUCAUCAUGUUCCAUAUCCUCCUCACCCAGACGUGUAAGAACGUGGGGGUGGGGGAGGAGGCUCUGUGCAAUCUUCCAAUCCACCCCAGUGGACAGCCCAACCAAAAGGCUGUCAUUAUAUUGCAUUUUUUCAGUGGCCUUUUACUUCCCUCCUAUCCUCCUCCCAAACCUCACCCAGGUUACC